AUGGGCGCGGGACUCACGGCGCUCGCCGCCACGCAGCUGCUCCCGGGCGCCACCGUGCACGCUAGCGAGCGCCCCUCGUUCUCUCACGGCGUGUUGCACGUCCCUCCCGCGGCGGCCCACGCGACAUCAGCGGGCGUCGCCGCCACGCGCCUCGAGUCUAAUAUUCCCGCCGCAAUAUCUUCUUCAGCUUCCUCCGCCGCCGUUUCGGCGUCGUGGUGGUGGCAGAAGGCGACUGCGGACUGCCAGUCGCAGACGGCGUCGCAGAUGCCGUCGCAGGUGGCGUCGCAGGUUGCGUCCCACGCGCACUCUCCGCUGGCGUAUCGCUCGUCGCACGUGUACAGCGGAACGCAGGGACGGGAGGAGCGUGGGCGGGAGGGUGGAAAGAUGGAAACGAGGGAAGAGGGCGGCCAAUAUGAUGGGUGGACGAUAGUGGGGGGGUUGGGCGGGAUGAGAGCGGAAUGGAGAGGAGGGGCGGAGGGGACGGAGAGAGAGGUGUGGGGGCAAAAGCGAGAGGAGGCAGGAGGUGGGUGGGAGCUGGUGGCAGGGGGAGGGACAGGAAGAGGGGUAGCGCGAGAGGCUGAAAGAGGAAUGGAGAGAGGGAAGGACGGAGGGCUGGCAGAGGGGCGCGCAGGUGAGGCGGGGGCAGCUGUGCGCGCGCAGGGGGAGCGCACUGCGUGCGUGGCAGUGACGGGUGAGAGUGGACAGAGCAGGGAGAGGAAAGAGAGCAGAGAGCGAGGGGAGAGCAGGGAGCGGUGGGAGCAGUGGGAGCGUGGAGAGUGCAGCGAGAGGGUGCAGCAGCAGAGCAUGUGGCGCAGUGGAGGGCGGCGGUCCAUGGAUGAAACACACGUGCUUCAGUCCGCUGAUCAGCAGAACCACGCUUGGCAACCGCCUACUCGUCACCAGAGUCACCCCUCUGGUCACUCCCCUGGUCACCCCUCUAGUCACUCCCCUGGUCACCCCUCUAGUCACUCCCCUGGUCACCCCUCUGGUCACUCCCCUGGUCACCCCUCUGGUUAUCCACUGCACCACACAUCCUCCUCCUCACUCGCUCCCUCCGCACACAUUCCCUUCCCGCCCUGCUCUCCCGGCUCGUCCCCUUCCCCAUCGCCCAGCUCCACCUCCUCAUCCCUUGCCUCCUCCUCCGCUGCGUCUGCCUCGCCCUGCUCCCCGCUGCGCCCCAUGGCUCCUCCCCGCCGCACUAAACGCACUGAUGAGCGCAGUCAGUGCACCACCACACGCAGUGCACAUAACAUGACAUGUGCACAGGAGAUCACAGAGGAGAGCGCACAGGAGACCGCACCGACAGGGGACAGCAUGAUGGGUAGUCAAUGCAAUGCGCUUCUCACACAACCCAGGGAUAUCCUUCCCAGAGCACCUCCCGUAACAUGCUUCUCCUCCCGUGCCACACACGCCGUCACCUCCUCCUUUUCUGCAAGGCCUGUGGGAAGCAGCAGCGCCUUGGGUGCUCCGCUCGCCCCGGCUCCACCUGCAAGUUCCCCACUUGAUUGCGCACAGCCUGCUUCAGGUGGUGCCGCAGGUGCGUCUGCAGCGGGUGUGGGGCUCUGGAACGAGCAGCAGCAGCAGCUUGAACAGAAGGAUAUGGAUAAUCUCACCCAUGUACAUAGGCAUCAUUCUCAAGAGUAUCACCAUGCUGCGCAUGCGCAUCCUCAUGCACAUGGGCAAGGGCGUGGGCAUGCAUAUGAGCUUCUGUCUUCACCCACAGAAGCAGCGGCAGUGGCGGAGGCGCUGUGCCACUCGCAGUCGCGGGCGAGGGAGGCAGAGCAGGCAGCAGCAGAGGCGGAGAGCAGGCAGCAGUGGCUGGAGCAGCUGUUCUGGCAUGAGUGCACGCGCUCAUACUCCUUCCACCAGUGGGCGCACAUGCUGCAGCUGCAGGUGAACCCUGCUGUGCCCGUGGAGAAGGAUCAGCUGCUCAUGCUGAUAGGUGCUGAGGCUGAAGCAGCAGCAGCAGCAGCAGCAGCAGCAGCAGGUGGGUCGGGCAUCAGCGAUACAUAUCACAGGGAGGCGUGGGGCUCACAUUGUGCUGAUGAUGGCUGUGCAUCUGAGCCAUGUGCUGCUGGGGAAGCAGCUGCUGGUGACAGGAUGGCGGAGGCUCUUUUCUCUGAACGAACCGGUAACAGCACACAAGUGCUGCGCCAGCAGCAGCCACUUCCCCACCCUUCCUGCCCUUCUCGCUCUUCUCAUCCCUCUUGCCCUCCUCUCCCCUCUCCCGCUACCUGCUUCUGGGUGUUGCUUUCACUCUAG
Closterium sp. Naga37s-1 is the source of this 2262-nucleotide messenger RNA. Lineage: Eukaryota; Viridiplantae; Streptophyta; Zygnematophyceae; Desmidiales; Closteriaceae. The record is from the annotation of a GenBank genome assembly.